Coffea eugenioides is the source of this 2233-nucleotide messenger RNA. RefSeq names its product programmed cell death protein 4. The coding region runs from base 1 to 2151 and encodes 716 amino acids. The record is from RefSeq and is a predicted model, not a curated record. Lineage: Eukaryota; Viridiplantae; Streptophyta; Magnoliopsida; Gentianales; Rubiaceae. The transcript has 4 exons. Gene Ontology annotation, biological process: negative regulation of DNA-templated transcription.
AUGGACUUCAGUGAUGGGAAUAUGUCAAAGAAGCACCGGGAACAACACCAAUCAGCUUCGGAGAGUGUAGAUCUUUUAUCUCUUUCCACUUUGCAGAUAUCCACAUCUCGAAGGUCACCACGAUCUCCAAGAUCUCCUCAUGGUAAGCAUGGGACAAGCAAGAAAAGUCCACUCAAAAAUCUGAGACAGUCACAUUCUAAAGGAGAUGGCCGUCCAAAAAAAGGUGGUUGUGGAGGAAAAGGAACAUGGGGGGGACUACUUGAUACGGAUGAUGGCCAUGUCCUUGACCCAAAUGAUCCAAAUUACAGUAGCACUGAGGAAAAUGAGCAGUCAUUUGCUACAAAAGUAAAUACAUCAUUUGAGGAGUACAAAAAGAAGGCUACCAUAAUAAUCGAGGAAUAUUUUGCCACUGAUGAUAUCACCUCAACAGCCAAUGAAUUAAGAGAACUUGGAAUGCCAAACUAUGAUUUUUAUUUUGUCAAAAAGCUCAUCUCUAUUGCAAUGGAUAGGCGUGAUAAAGAGAAAGAAAUGGCUGCUGUUCUCUUAUCCUCACUUUAUGCUGACAUUAUUGAUCCUCAACAGAUGUACAAAGGUUUCAUUAGGCUAUUGAUGGCUGCUGAUGACUUGAUUGUAGAUAUACCAGAUACAAUUGAUGUUCUUGCAUUGUUUCUAGCUCGUGCAGUAGUUGAUGAGAUACUUCCUCCUGCAUUCUUGACAAAGGCAUUUGCGUCCUUGCCUAAUGACUCAAAGGGAUGUCUUGUCAUCAAACGAGCUCAGAAGAGUUACUUGUCAGCCCCUCUGCAUACAGAUAGCAUAGGUCGGCGUUGGGCAGGAAACAAGAAUAAUACGGCUGAAGAUUUCAAAAGCAGAAUUAACAAUCUAUUGACUGAAUACGUAUCAAGUGGUGACAAGAAAGAGGCUUACAGAUGCAUCAAGGAUUUGAAUGUGCCUUUUUUUCACCAUGAGAUAGUCAAACGAGCUAUUAUAAUGGCAAUGGAAAAGCAGCAUGCUGAAAGCUACCUUCUGGACUUGCUGAAGACAGCUGCUGAAGAAGGUCUUAUUAAUUCAAGCCAAAUUUCAAAGGGAUUUGGUAGAAUCAUAGACAAUGUAGAUGACUUGUCACUCGACAUUCCGAAUGCUAAAAGGAUAUUGCAGUCAUUGAUUUCCAAGGCAGCAUCAGAAGGUUGGUUGUGUGCCUCUUCUCUGUCAGCCCUGUCGCUGCAGCCUGGAAGGCAAACAAUAGGAGAUGGUGUUGUAAAAGCUUUCAAGGUGAAGGCCCAGUCAAUAAUUCAAGAGUAUUUUCUCUCUGGUGAUAUUUCAGAAGUAAUUCACUGUCUGGAAUCAGCAAACAGCUCCUCUUCAGGAGAACUGAAUGCGAUAUUUGUCAAGAAGCUAAUUACUCUAGCCAUGGAUCGGAAAAAUAGAGAGAAAGAAAUGGCUUCUGUUUUGUUAUCGUCCUUGUGCUUUCCAGCUGAUGACAUUGUGACUGGAUUUGUGAUGUUGAUAGAAUCUGCAGAUGACACAGCCCUAGACAAUCCUGUUGUCGUUGAGGAUCUAGCACUGUUCUUGGCCCGAGCAGAGGUAGAUGAAGUCUUAGCACCACAAAACUUGGAGGAGAUUGAAAAUCAAUUUUUGGGGUCAGGCUCAAUCUGCAAUAAAGUUACUCAAAUGGCAAAGUCCUUGCUGAAGGCUCGACUUUCUGGGGAGCGGAUUUUAAGGUGCUGGGGUGGUGGAGGAAGCUGCAGAAAUGGGUGGGCAGUUGAAGAUGUCAAGGACAAAAUAGGAAAGUUGCUUGAAGAAUACGAGUCUGGAGGGGACACAAGGGAAGCUUGCAGGUGCAUUAAGGAGUUAGGGAUGCCAUUUUUUCACCACGAGGUUGUUAAGAAAUCACUGGUGAUUAUUAUGGAGAAGAAGAAUGAUAGGUUGUGGGGUCUGCUUAAAGAAUGUUUUAGCAUGGGACUAAUAACCAUGAACCAGAUGACGAAGGGGUUCAUGAGAGUGGCUGAAUCUCUUGAUGACUUAGCUUUGGAUGUACCGGAUGCUAAGAAACAGUUCAAACAUUAUUUUGAUCAGGCAAUGGUUGAAGGAUGGCUUGAUUCAUCAUUUGGUUUAUAUCGAUCAGAACAAUCUUUGGAGAAUGGAUUUUGUUAGUGCUAUGAACUUAUCUUUGAUCUUAGUUAAUUAAAGGAAUUCAUAUGUGUAAGAGACUGCCCCACUCUCACUGAUUCUCAGC